This is a messenger RNA of Pelodiscus sinensis (Chinese soft-shelled turtle), 2408 nucleotides long. Lineage: Eukaryota; Metazoa; Chordata; Testudines; Trionychidae. The record is from RefSeq and is a predicted model, not a curated record.
CGCCCACCCCGUGCCCUUCCCCCAGUUCCAAGUGGAAGCCAAGAUGAAAUUCCACUUAGUCAUCCAAAAAGAAAGAAACCCAAAGGAAAAAAUGCACUGGAGGGUAUUGUUCAUGCAACUGUCCGUCGACCAUCUGAGAGUAGUGAACCUCUAACACCUGAGGUUCAGGAUGCUCCACCGCAAAGAAAACGCAAGAAGAAGAGAAUGCCUCCUGAAUCUGAGACCUCUUUCACCCAGCAGAACAUGCCCAACACAUCCUUUUUUCAGAAUGGAAAUGGCAUGGAUCCCCAGCCCUCUGAAGAAACAGUGAUUCGUAAACCCCGGAAAAAAACAAAGAAGACUCGGCUAGCAGAAGUGCAAUGUUCCAAUGAACUCGGAGUGGAGGAAGAGGACAUUAUUGAGGGUGAACAAACAAAAAGACCAGAUCAGCAACCUGUGUUUGCUGCUCCCACUGGUGGUAGCCAGCCUGUGAGCAAAGUGUUCGUUGAGAAAAAUCGGCGUUUCCAGGCAGCGGACCGCACAGAAUUGGUUAAAACCACAGAAAACAUUGAUGUGUUUAUGGAUGUGAAGGCUUUAUGGACCACCAGGGAUGUGGCACUCUCAGUGCACCGUGGUUUCAGGGUGAUUGGACUCUUUACUCAUGGCUUCCUUGCUGGCUAUUCUGUAUGGAACAUUAUUGUAAUAUACAUUCUAGGAGGAAACCAGCUAUCCACUCUCUCAAACUUGCUACAGCAGUACAAGACCUUAGCAUAUCCUGCUCAGAGUUUCCUUUAUUUGUUGUUAGCUAUCAGUACAGUUUCAGCCUUUGACAGGAUUGAUUUGGCUAAAGCAUCAGUAGCUGUGCAAGGCUUCUUCACCCUGGACCCAGCAGCCAUAGCUUCUUUCCUAUACUUUGCUGCUCUCAUCUUGUCCCUGAGCCAGCAGAUGACAAGUGAUAGAAUCAACCUUUACACACCACCUUCGGAGAAUGGGAGCCUUUGGACUGCAGGUGCAGAGGAACAGAUUCUUCAGCCAUGGAUUGUGGUGAAUCUGGUGGUGGCUCUUCUAGUUGGGCUAUCCUGGCUUUUCUUAUCUUACCGACCAGAGCUAGAUCACAGUGAAGAACUGAUAUUUCGUGCUGCAAUAGAAGAAUUUCCUCAGCCGGAUAAAGGCUCCAAUACCCAGUCGUAACACAGAAAAUGUAUCUUCAAAUACUGUAGCUGAGACUGAUGGCUUAAUACUUAUAUAUAUAUUGCACCUGUAUAUAAUGCUUUUCUACAAAACAAAAUUUGUAUUUUUGUAAAUUGUUUAUAGUUUGAUGGAUCUUUUUAAUUUUGCUACUUUGAAAAUUUCCAGAGAUUUUUGAAAAUAGGACUAUAAAACAUUUCAUAGUUUUCUUCCUGAAAAAGUGAAUCUUUUCUGGCAGAUAAACUCAAAGGCUACAUCUACACUGCAGGCUUUUUGCGUGAGCUUUUCUUGCACAAAAACUUGUCGGGUGUCUACACUGCAGACACGUUCUAGCGCAAGUUAAUUUACAGUACAGCAUUGGAAAACAGGACUUCUUCCAGAAGAGUUAUUCCUCUCCCCAUGAGGAAUAAGCCCUCUUGCGCAAGAGCUCUUCUACAAGAAGGCAGUGUAGACAGGCGAUAUGAAUUUGUUGUGCAAGAAACCCCUGUGGCUAAAAUGGCCAUCAGAGCCUUCUUGUGCAAGACAGCGUCCGCACUGCCAUGGACGCUCUUGCGCAAAAGCACAUAGCAGUGUGGACGCACUUUUGUGGAAGACCUUUUCCACAAGAACUCUUGCGCAAGAAGCCUGCAGUGUAGACGUAGCCAAAUGAGUUUAGUACAAAUCACUGCCUAGGUAGCAUGGGAAAACUGAUGCAAUACAAAAGAUCAGAUGGAUAAAAGUUUUUGAUAGUAACAUUUUUUCACUAAGCUGAAUUUGGGUGUUGAUGUUAGUGUCAGCACCUUUGAUUAGGAUAUUGUAAAAUAAAAGUUAUUUUAACAGACUAUAAAGUUAAAGAGAAAAGGACAGCCCUUUGGGGAGUUCUGUUCUAGUUGUGUCAGAAAAAUGAGUUGCUGGUGACCAGAAUUAGGUUGUCUAGGGCUAUGACUGUAGUAUAGAGUGAAGUCUAUACAAGAAUCACUGAUCAUCAUAAACUGCAAUAACAUUGUUUGCAUAUGUUCCCAUAAUCCUCCCUGUGUCAGUGGAAUGCAUCCACAAUUGGUUCUGUAACAGAGAGCAGUGCACAAUGGGUAGCUGUACAACUUGCUGCCACCUGCUGUUAGAAAUGGUAGGAAUGGAUCAGAGUGCAUCAAGGUUGUGGGCUUCCUGUCCCAUGAUGCAAUUUUUUGGCACAGCUUUUCAUGGAUGUAUGCCUGCAUUUCACACUGUUUUUCAACAGCCCCUAUAAACUGUGCACUGCCGUC